This is a messenger RNA of Closterium sp. Yama58-4, 2124 nucleotides long. NCBI's taxonomy places the organism in Eukaryota, Viridiplantae, Streptophyta, Zygnematophyceae, Desmidiales, Closteriaceae. The record is from the annotation of a GenBank genome assembly.
AUGUUCGUGUCUCGCAGACGACGAAGAGAUGCGAAGGCCAAGCUUGAAGAAGAGAUUCAAGCGAGGCAACGCGCAGAGGAAGGUUUGUCGGUGUGGAAGCAAAAGGCGGAGAACCUUGAGGAUUCGGAAAAGGACUUGAAAGCUCGACUGGAAGUUGCUGAAAAAGAAAUCUGCCGCGUUUCGGAGGAGGCCAAACAGUUGAAAGCAGCCUGUGAGAACCUCAAAACCGAAAAUGGUCAGCUUGCGAAGAGGUGCAGUGACAUUGCACUGGCGAACGACACCCUAAGCGAGGACGUUGAACAGAAGGCGAAAGACCUCCUUGCAUUAAGCAUGGUCCGUGAUGAAAAGGAGAAGGAACUUGGCUUGCUUCGUGCUGACAAAGUGGAGCUCGAGCAUUCCGUGGGUACCUUGAAGGUUUCCCUUCAAAAUGCCAACGAGAGGUUGGAAGAGGUGAAGUCAAGGCUUCUGGAUUCUGAGAAGCUUCUCCAAGACAAAACGAAGGAACUCUUUGACCUGAACGUUGAAGCUGCCACAAUGAGGUCCGCAGCCGACCUUUCGUCGGCAAACGCAGAGAGGGUGCAGUCCAUGAUGCAGGAUCAGAUUGACAAGCUCACGAAGGAAACGGAGAAAAUGGAAAAGCAAAUUAACUUUCAAAACGUACGUCUCUCGCAUGGUGCCAAUGCUGUGUUCUUGCGUAAACCACCUAAUCCACCGCAUGCAUGUCACACAUUGCAGGGUCUGAUCGGUCAACUGACUGGGGAGGUUACUGCGAGGAGAGAGGAAGUCGAUCAGAAGGCAGUCGAGUUGAAGAAUCUGGAGGGGCUAUCACAAAGUGAAUGUGAUCUCAAGGCAGAGAUUACAAGGCUCCGGCGAGAGUUGGCUGAAAGGGAGCAGCUUUUCCGUAAGAAGGAUCUCCUGCUGCAAGAGAUGGAAAAGCGAAUGAAAGUCCUCCACAACAGGCUCAUGUUGUUGAAAGGGAACAUAAGGGUGUUUUGCCGUGUUCGCCCCCUGAGUGCGAAGGAAGGAGAACGGAAUUCUACUGCUAUGGCAGUAAGCAUUCCGGAGAACAACAUUGACAACAAAAUCGCGGUUCAAGGGCAUGAAGGAGAUUUUAAGUUCGACAAAGUUUUUCCGCCUGAAACCACUCAGACGGUUGUGUUUGAAGAGAUCGCUGAUCUGGUUACCAGCGCUUUGGAUGGCUAUAAGGUUUGCAUCUUUGCAUAUGGCCAGACUGGUUCUGGGAAGACUUUUACCAUGUUUGGAGAUACCACAGACGAGGCUCUUCGUGGAGUUAUUCCACGAUCUAUACAGCAAAUCUUCAAGGCCAGCCGUGAAAAGUCCACCAUGGGCUGGGAGUACUCCAUUCAGGUUUCCCUUCUCGAGAUCCACAACGAGUCCAUCCGCGACCUGCUUAAAGGAUUCCACAGCGAUGACGAGGCUACAAGCUCAAAGCCUGAGAAGGGAAGUGCGGCGGCAAAAAAGGCGGAGCUCUCUCUCUACAACAUCAUUCAUGAAAAGGAUGGCAGCACGACAGUGGUUGGGCUCAAAGUUGUCACUGUGCAGUCUGUGGAGGAUGCAGCUGAAAUUUUUGCGCAUGCACACAAAAAGAGGUCUGUUGCAAGGACAGACAUGAACGAGGAGUCGUCACGUAGUCAUGCGGUCUUCACUCUCAGGCUGAAUGGCAGGAAUCGGGACACUGGCGAGACAACACAUGGCAUCCUCAACUUGAUUGAUCUGGCAGGAAGUGAGAGACUUAAGAAGUCGAAUGCAACCGGAUCAACACGGACAGAGUCCAUAGCAAUCAACAAGAGCUUGAGCUCCCUGUCCCACGUCCUCGAGGCAAGAGCGAAGGGGGAACUGCCGCGAUACCGUGAUGGGAAGUUGACCUACCUCCUCCAGAAAUCAAUCGAGAAGGAGUCGAGGACGCUCAUGUUCCUCAACAUUUCACCAGACAGCUCAUCAACUGAUGAGACCUUGGGGUCGCUCAAGUUUGGUGCCAUGGUCAAUUCCUGUGACCUUGGAGUUGCAAGCCGAGACAUUAGAAGUCUGGAUUCUGAAGCUGAGGAACGACCGAGGCGCGCAAGCAGCAUCAGCAUCUACCCUGGUGGCAAGAAGAACAGCUAG